AUGUCUUGUAAGAAAAAAAGGACUCUUGGUUCUGGAUAUGGAAUUCAUCUGCAGUACCUCGAGGUUCAUACGAAAACCAUGAGUACUGGUAAUGCAAAGGUCGAUCGUCGACGAUCGUGUACCACUUUCUUACAGGGAUUAAUAAAUGUUGUACGCAAUUCGAUAGACACCGGUAAUGAAAGUCCUAUAGUUUUGGAACCGACGAGUAGUAAGGCUGAUAAUAAUAAAAAUCAAGUAAUUGAAGUCGAAAGCUGCCAAAAUUCAGAUGAUUCCAAAGUAAUAAUUCAACAAAAGAUUAAAAUGCUACAAGCAUCCGAUAGGUCAAAGAGCGUGAUAGUUCCUGAAGAAGAUAGUAAAUUAAACGUAAAGAAUGAAUUCGCUAAGCGAGAAUAUCCUGUGAAAGAAGAAUUUUCAAAGAGAGCACGAUACCCGAGAAGACAGUUUGUAUAUGCUAGGCCUGCAGAUGAACAUUGGUGGUAUAAAUGUUCAAUCAACAACGUUACAAAGGAUCAAAAUGGACAUCCAAUUACAUAUGAAUUGAAAUCAUUAAAAAAGAGAAAGAUUGUCAUUACUGAACAACAUCAUAUUGCGCACGAUACUAUCCCUCUAAGAUCAGAAUUAAGAAUCGGUUUGCGAAUUAUAGGACUUUUAUCAUAUAUCAGUAGGGUCUCACUUUUAUUCUUUAUUCCAGCGUUUUACGGCAUAAUCAAAAAAUAUAAAGGUGGCCUUAUCGCUGAGGUGCCAUCAGAAUCCAAUAAUGACAGAUAUUUAAUAUUCUUUGAUGAUGGUUUCGUAUCGUAUUUACACGAAGAUAAAAUACGAAUUGUAUGGGAUCAAAGCAAUAAAUUUUGGUCAGACUUAGAUAGUGUGACUCGAAGUUUUUUUCAAGAAUAUUUAACCAAAUACCCAGAUUUUCCAUUAAAAGAAUUUAGGCUUAAACAGUCAGUAAUUGUCGAGUGGAAAGGCUAUUGGUGGGACGCUAUUAUACAUUCCCUAGAUUGUAGUUUGGUAGAGGUUAUGUUUCUAACCGAUAAGAAAACAGAGGUGUUAUAUCGCGGUACACCUAGAAUUGAUUUCGCUGAUGAGGAAAGCAGUUCUCCAAUUAGCAUCAACGAUAGUGAAGAAUGUAUGGAAGAAGCCCUUACAGAUCAUAAUUAUCAUGAUCUCGAUUUCGGUAGCAUGAACUCAGGCUAUCUGAAGAAAAAGAAAAUUAACACUCGUCAACAUCAGUGCACAAUUGCAUGCGGAAGAAUCGAAGUACCGGAUUUACCUACUCAAGUUUGCAACCCACUGCUGAUCCCUGAAAAACUUGGAUGGACUAGAAAACCUAUUAAAGGAAGGCGAUUUGAGGACCAGUCAUAUUAUUAUAUUGCUCCAUGCUCAAGGAAACUAACAGACUUGACGGAAAUUAACAACUACUUAAUAUUGACUAAAACUAAGAACGUCUCGAUCGACCAUUUUGCGGUGGAAAGUAUCACAAUUUCAAAUAACUCAUUUGUACCUGGAAAGUGCAUGAAUGAAUCCGAUAUCACCCAAGUCUCGGAGUCAUUUACUUAUAUCGCUGACAGUAUUUGUAUUGAUGGACUAGAAAUUCCGUCCGAUCCUGAUUUUAUGGUUUGCUGCAACUGUAAGGAUAAUUGUUUAGAUAAAACUAAGUGUGAGUGUCAACGAUUGACAUAUACAAGUAAUGCUGCUGUAUUUGGUAGAUCGACACAUUCAGUUGGAUAUGAACUAAAGAGACUUGCCGCACGUGUUUUGACUGGAAUUUAUGAAUGUAAUCCACGAUGUACUUGCAAGAGAAAUAAAGCCGGGCAAUGCUAUAACUCUGUUGUUCAAAAUGGAAUUCAGCAUCGACUACAGGUUUUUAUGACAACCAAGAAAGGGUGGGGUGUUCGAACGUUAGAUGAUAUUCCAAAAGGAGCUUUUGUAUCGAUGUAUGCUGGUGUUGUAAUUACUGAACAAGAAGCUCAACGUAGAGGAGUUAAGCAUGACGAUCAAUAUUAUGCGGAAUUGGAUCUUAUCGAAAUGAUCAUUGGAUCACAAGAGGCUAAGAAAUCGAAAGAUUGUAGAUCUUCAAAAGAAGAGAACAAUAAAAAAUCGAACAAAAAUAAAACAUCGAGUAAAGAAGAUUUAGAAAAUUGUAGCGAUAAUUUAUCGGACCAGUACAAUCGGUCUUACUCAGAAAAGGAUGCUACUUCCAAUUGUUUUGAAGAUGUGGUGUCUACGUCAGAAGAAAAUCGGCAGAACAGCAUUGAAUAUUAUCAUGAUAGCUUAUCGGAAAAAUUAUUCGAUGUUGAAGUCUCAGACGAUGAAGAUAGAACUACGAUUGGCAAAACUGUAGAAAUAGAAGGUGAAGAAUUUAGACAAUUACAUGGUGGCUCAUCGGAACCCUUCAUCGUUGAUUCUAAAAGAAUUGGCAACAUAGGAAGAUUUUAUAACCAUAGCUGUGAUCCGAAUAUGUUUGUUCAGAAUGUUUUUUGGAAAACACAAGAUUUAAGAUUUCCGACGUUGUCGUUCUUUACGUUAAGAUCUAUUCCGGCUGGUAGUGAAUUGACUUGGGAUUAUGGCUAUGAAAUGGGAAGUGUUGAGGGAAAAGUCAAAUAUUGCUUUUGUGGUGCUAGUAAUUGCCGGAAAAGGCUGUAUUAG
Messenger RNA from Trichoplax adhaerens, 2646 nucleotides. RefSeq lists its product as uncharacterized. Gene Ontology annotation, molecular function: protein binding; histone H3K9 methyltransferase activity; zinc ion binding. The record is from RefSeq and is a predicted model, not a curated record. The transcript is spliced from 26 exons. Gene Ontology annotation, cellular component: nucleus. Lineage: Eukaryota; Metazoa; Placozoa; Uniplacotomia; Trichoplacea; Trichoplacidae. Bases 1 to 2646 code for a protein of 881 amino acids. Gene Ontology annotation, biological process: heterochromatin organization; negative regulation of gene expression.